AUGACUACUAUGGAUCUUCGCGUCGGCAAUAAAUACCGCAUUGGCCGAAAGAUUGGUAGUGGUUCUUUUGGUGAUAUCUACCUUGGCACCAACAUCAUCUCCGGUGAAGAGAUUGCUAUCAAGCUUGAGUCUGUCAAGGCUAAGCAUCCUCAACUCGAAUAUGAGGCUCGUGUCUAUAAGUCCUUAGCUGGUGGUGUUGGCAUUCCUUUCGUUCGCUGGUUCGGUACAGAAUGUGAUUACAAUGCCAUGGUUCUUGAUCUUCUCGGUCCCAGUUUGGAGGAUCUCUUCAACUUCUGCAACCGCAAGUUCUCUUUGAAGACCGUUCUUCUCCUCGCCGAUCAACUCAUCUCCCGUAUCGAGUACAUUCACGCCAAAUCCUUCAUCCAUCGUGAUAUCAAGCCUGACAACUUCCUCAUGGGUAUUGGUAAACGCGGUAACCAAGUAAAUGUCAUUGAUUUUGGUUUGGCCAAGAAGUACAGAGACCCAAAGACUCACUUCCACAUCCCAUACCGUGAGAACAAGAACUUGACUGGUACCGCUCGUUAUGCCUCCAUCAACACUCAUCUUGGUGUCGAGCAAUCCCGUCGUGAUGACAUGGAAUCCUUGGGAUAUGUCAUGCUUUACUUCUGUCGUGGUUCUCUCCCAUGGCAAGGUCUUAAGGCUGCUACCAAGAAGCAGAAGUAUGACCGUAUCAUGGAGAAGAAGAUGACCACUCCUACCGAAGUCCUUUGCCGUGGAUUCCCUAAUGAGUUCGCCAUCUAUCUCAACUAUACCCGUUCUCUUCGAUUCGAUGACAAGCCAGAUUACUCUUACCUCCGAAAGAUCUUCCGUGAUCUUUUCGUUCGUGAAGGUUUCCAAUACGAUUAUGUCUUUGACUGGACUGUCUACAAGUACCAAAAGAAUGCUCAACAACAAAUCAAGCCACAAGAGGGAGAGAAGGCAUCAGCUGAGGUUCAAACCAGCGCUCAAGCAACUGCUGGAAACAAUGCUGGUAGACAACGCAAGACUGUUACUCCAAUUCAGCAACAGGGACAAGCUCCAGAAGGAACUGGCCACUAG
This is a messenger RNA of Sclerotinia sclerotiorum 1980 UF-70, 1059 nucleotides long. Its product is annotated as casein kinase I. Gene Ontology annotation, biological process: signal transduction; endocytosis; peptidyl-serine phosphorylation. The record is from RefSeq and is a predicted model, not a curated record. Bases 1 to 1059 code for a protein of 352 amino acids. The transcript has 3 exons. Gene Ontology annotation, cellular component: cytoplasm; nucleus. Gene Ontology annotation, molecular function: protein serine/threonine kinase activity; ATP binding. Lineage: Eukaryota; Fungi; Ascomycota; Leotiomycetes; Helotiales; Sclerotiniaceae.